Lactuca virosa is the source of this 1803-nucleotide messenger RNA. NCBI's taxonomy places the organism in Eukaryota, Viridiplantae, Streptophyta, Magnoliopsida, Asterales, Asteraceae. The record is from the annotation of a GenBank genome assembly.
AUGAUCCAAUUAUCAUGCAAUAAUCAGACAGAAAAUAACCCAAUACUCUUCAGUUCAAACUUCAUCCAAACAACCGAAAGUAUUGGCACCCAAGUACAAUCUUCUCUUCUCGGAACAGCAAAUUCAGGCACAGGACCCGAUGGUAAUUUUGGGCUUUCUCAAUGCUAUGGUGAUCUUUCUACAAGCGAUUGCAUCAUCUGCUAUGAUUCAGCACAUUAUCUUGUCUCCCGUUGCUUUCCUUAUACUGGCGCUAGGGUUUAUCUCGAUGGCUGUUUUAUGCGAUUCCAGAAUUUCAGUUUCUUUGAUGAGUAUUCUGGACCUAGUGACACCUCUGUUUGUGGGAAUACCACAAGGAAGAGUAGCUUGUUUCAAGAUUCGUGUUUACCAUGGUCUGAAGGGCGUGCAUUGAAUACAGGGUGUUUUAUGAGGUAUUCUGAUGUCAAUUUUCUCAAUCCUGUGGCAUCAAGAAGCAGCAAUAGAGGGAGGAUAAUAGCUAUUGUCACAGCUUCUGUUAGUUCCAUAUUAAUUCUUCUUGUUGCUUUGUUAAUUGGCUUAUAUAUAUGGAGAAGAAGAGUUAUAGAAAAGAAAAGAACAGGUUCUUAUGAUGCCAAAAAACUAGCAAAGAUUCUUACAGACAGUAGCUUGAAUUUUAAAUACUCCACUAUUGAAAAAGCCACAGGAAAUUGGAAUGAUUCCAAUAAACUUGGCCAAGGUGGCUUUGGAAUUGUCUACAAGGGUGUUCUUCCAGAUGGAAGAGAAAUAGCUGUGAAGAGGCUUUUCUUCAACAAUAAAUUUAGAGCAGCAGAUUUUUAUAAUGAAGUUAACAUGAUUAGCAGUGUUGAACAUAAAAACCUUGUGAGGUUGUUAGGAUGCAGUUGUUCAGGACCCGAAAGUUUUCUUGUAUACGAGUUUCUACCCAAUAUGAGCCUUGAUCACUUCAUCUUUGAUGCGAUAAAAGGGAAGGAACUAAAUUGGGAGAAGAGGCUUCGUGCUAAAAUAGCUGAUUUUGGGUUAGCCAGAUCUUUUCAACAAGAUUUGACUCACAUCAGUACUGCUAUUGCUGGAACACUUGGAUAUAUGGCUCCGGAGUAUUUGGCGUUUGGUCAGUUAACCGAAAAGGCGGAUGUGUAUAGUUAUGGUGUGUUGUUGUUGGAGGUAGUUACUGGAAUGCAAAACAAUAGAAGCAAAGACUCGGAAGAUUCAGACAGUUUAGUAUCAAUUGCAUGGACACAUUUCCAACAAGGUACAGUGGAGGAAAUACUUGAUCCAAACCUAAUGUUUAAUAACACGUAUCCGAAACAUAGUUUCAAAAAGGAGGCUGUAAAAGUGGUACAUGUAGGACUCUUGUGCACCCAAGAAGCUCCAUCGUUAAGACCUUCCAUAUCAAUGGCACUAAAAAUGCUUGUAAAAGAUGAUGAACCCUUACCUACCCCCUCAAAUCCCCCAUUUAUCGAUAGAAAUGAAUUUAAUGAACUUGAGGAGAAACUACAACGUUACCAUGAUGAUGAUGAUUUAGGGUCGGUUGCUACUGUUUCCCAUAGUCGUUUCUUGCCAAGGUAAGAUGCUGUAGCUUUUAAAGUUAUCUUAUCAUGGUUAAAGAUUUAGGAGAAGAGAGGAGUCUAAGGGUAGCAUUGUGUGUACAAAAGAAGAUAAAAAUGGAUAUGGAUUUAGAGGAAAUCGGAUCAAAAUGUGGGUAGUGAUUGUGUUAGAUAUCGGGUCAUGAGUUAUCAGUAUGUAUAUCUUGCAAAUUUUGAUCUUUGUAAAUUUAAAGACGGGGUUCGUGUAUUUAUGUAAGAGCUGUCA